AUGGACAAAUUAAGAACUCAUAUUGACAUACAGCACAAUAAGAAAAUUGCUGAGAACAUCUCCGGCGUCGUGUGUGAUGAGUGCAACACAGUCUUCCGUUCUGUCAAAUCACUCAAGGAUCACAAAAGGAAAAUUCAUGGAGCUAAGAAACACGAAUGCCCACAUUGCCAAAAGAAGUUCUAUUACGCUUCGGACCUCAAAGGACACGUAAAAAGUGUUCAUUCGAACAAGUGGUAA
Caenorhabditis remanei is the source of this 237-nucleotide messenger RNA. RefSeq lists its product as uncharacterized. The transcript has 2 exons. Gene Ontology annotation, biological process: regulation of transcription by RNA polymerase II. NCBI's taxonomy places the organism in Eukaryota, Metazoa, Nematoda, Chromadorea, Rhabditida, Rhabditidae. The record is from RefSeq and is a predicted model, not a curated record. Gene Ontology annotation, molecular function: DNA-binding transcription factor activity, RNA polymerase II-specific; sequence-specific DNA binding. The coding region runs from base 1 to 237 and encodes 78 amino acids. Gene Ontology annotation, cellular component: nucleus.